Messenger RNA from Eurypyga helias (sunbittern), 1516 nucleotides. RefSeq names its product superkiller viralicidic activity 2-like 2. The record is from RefSeq and is a predicted model, not a curated record. Lineage: Eukaryota; Metazoa; Chordata; Aves; Eurypygiformes; Eurypygidae. The annotation marks the transcript as partial. Gene Ontology annotation, molecular function: ATP binding; nucleic acid binding; RNA helicase activity. Gene Ontology annotation, cellular component: nucleus. The transcript has 14 exons. Gene Ontology annotation, biological process: maturation of 5.8S rRNA; RNA catabolic process.
AAAUCGAUCAGAGGAAAAAUCUUCAGUAGCUGUGACAGGGAGGCUGAAAAGGCAAGUUGAGGUUGAUGGUACUGAAGAUGCCAUUUCGGGGAAGAAGCCAAAAUUGGAAGAUGUAUCAGAAGAUGUUAAUCUGGCAGACCUGAUGCCUCAAGUAAAGGUGCAAGCUGUGGAAACUGUUGAAGGUUGUACACAUGAGGUUGCACUUCCAGCAGAUAAAGACUUCACAGGUCUGAAGCCAAGAACUGGAAAACCUGCAAAAGAAUAUCCAUUUAUUCUUGACGCCUUUCAGAGCGAAGCUAUUCUUUGUGUAGAUAAUAACCAGUCAGUGUUGGUGUCGGCUCACACAUCAGCUGGUAAAACUGUUUGUGCAGAGUAUGCAAUUGCCCUGGCAUUGAGGGAGAAACAACGUGUCAUAUUUACAAGUCCAAUUAAAGCUUUGAGUAAUCAGAAGUACCGUGAGAUGUAUGAAGAAUUUCAGGAUGUUGGUUUGAUGACUGGAGAUGUCACCAUUAAUCCUACAGCUUCUUGUCUGGUAAUGACAACCGAGAUUUUGAGAAGUAUGCUCUACAGAGGUUCUGAGGUUAUGCGAGAGGUCGCAUGGGUUAUUUUUGAUGAAAUCCACUACAUGAGAGAUUCAGAACGUGGUGUGGUUUGGGAAGAGACAAUUAUUUUGCUCCCUGACAAUGUUCAUUAUGUGUUUCUUUCUGCAACGAUUCCAAAUGCCCGUCAGUUUGCUGAAUGGAUCUGCCAUCUUCACAAACAGCCUUGCCAUGUGAUUUACACUGACUAUCGACCCACUCCACUGCAGCAUUAUAUAUUCCCAGCAGGAGGAGAUGGACUCCAUCUGGUCGUUGAUGAAAAUGGAGAUUUCAGAGAAGAUAAUUUUAAUACUGCAAUGCAAGUGCUUAGAGAUGCAGGAGACUUAGCAAAAGGGGACCAGAAAGGCAGGAAAGGAGGAACGAAAGGUCCUUCAAAUGUUUUUAAGAUUGUGAAGAUGAUAAUGGAAAGGAAUUUCCAACCUGUGAUCAUUUUCAGCUUCAGUAAGAAAGACUGCGAGGCCUAUGCACUUCAGAUGACAAAGUUAGAUUUCAAUACAGAUGAAGAAAAAAAGAUGGUUGAAGAAGUGUUCAAUAACGCAAUUGAUUGUCUGUCAGAUGAAGACAAAAAGCUUCCUCAGGUUGAGCAUAUACUUCCUCUUCUGAAGCGAGGAAUUGGUAUCCAUCAUGGUGGUCUGCUUCCUAUCUUGAAAGAAACCAUAGAAAUUCUUUUCUCCGAGGGCCUAAUAAAGGCCUUGUUUGCAACAGAGACUUUUGCUAUGGGAAUUAAUAUGCCAGCCAGGACUGUGUUAUUUACAAGUGCCAGCAAAUUUGAUGGAAAAGAUUUCCGAUGGAUAUCCUCAGGUGAAUACAUUCAGAUGUCAGGUCGUGCAGGACGCCGAGGUAUGGAUGACAGAGGAAUAGUAAUUCUUAUGGUGGAUGAGAAAAUGAGUCCAACAAUUGGCAAGCAGCUUUUGAAG